AUGGCGAGUGCUGUACGGGUCUCAUUUGCGCUUGCAUCUCUUAGUCUUGGGACAUAUGUUGCAAGCCACUCUGCAUCGUCGUUUUCAUAUGCCCGAGCCUCCAUAUACGCAUUGCUGUUUUAUGUUCCAUUUCACAUAACAUGGGGCCUUUUCCUGUACCCUCUCUAUUUCAGUCCCCUUCUAGCCUUACCGCAGGCACCACGUGAGGGUGGAUGGAAAUCUUUCUUCAAGCCCCGAAAUUCGAGAGAGGUGCUUAAUUGGAUGGAGACAAUUCCGAAUGAUGGACUCAUCCGCUAUCUUGAUGUAUUCAACACAGAGAUGGUCGCUGUAACAACUCCAAGAGGGGCUGCCGAGUUCCUGCAAGUUAAAGCGGACCAAUAUGUCAAGAAUCCAAAAAUCAGGCGGAUAAUGGAGAAUAUCUUGGGCAAUGGCCUUGUGGUAUCAGAGGGGAUGGAUCAUAAGUAUCAACGAAAACAUUUAUUGCCAGCCUUCAACGUCAAAGCUAUCAAAAGUGUUUACCCGCUAUUCUGGACCAAAGCUUCCGAGAUGGUCACUCUAAUCAAGCGCGAAGUGGAGACCGGACCCAAAGCUGAGAAAGCCUCUGCAUCAGUCAACAUCGAUGACUGGGCUGGUCGUAUUUCUUUGGAUAUUAUCGGGCAAGCGGGUUUUGGCUCGGAAUUCUCGUCCCUGUCAAACCCUCAUACAGCGCUCAAUACUUCUUACCGGGCGGCAUUCGUGGCGAACGAAAAUUCGCAACUGAUAUUCGUCCUCUCGUUUUUGACAACUCCGAAAUUGGUCAAUCUGCUACCUGGGAAGAAUAGCGCGUUAUUUCGUGAAGGCAAGAGAGCCGUGACAGAUUGGGUCCGAAACCUACUUCAAGAAAGGAAGGCGGACAUGGAUAAACAUGUUGAUGACUUGGAUUGGAUGGAUAAGAAUGGUCAGAACGACAUUAUCGCAGCUGCUAUGAAGACGAAGGCUUUCAGCACCGAGGACCUAGUGCAUCAAUCAAAAACUCUCCUAGGUGCUGGACAUGAAACAUCUGCUACCGCCGUAACCUGGGGAAUAUACCUCCUCUCUCAGCCUCGCUAUUCUCACAUUCAAGAACGUCUUCGCGCCGAAAUUCGAGCCAACCUACCUAGUCCAUCAUCAGGAAUGGAGGUAACAGCAGAAGUUCUCGACAAGCUUCCAUACCUCGAUGCAGUGAGCAAGGAGAUCAUGCGAGUUUACUCACCUGUGCCUCUUCUUGGACGUGUAGCUCAGAAAGACACUGAUCUUCUUGGUGCAACUAUUCCAAAAGGUACUCCAGUUCGACUGCACAUGUGGGCAAUGAAUCAAGCGAAGCAGUUCUGGGGUGAAGAUGCACAUGAGUUUAAUCCAGAGCGGUGGCUUGUGGGCAAGGAGAAGGCGCUUGGGGGUGCAACAGAUAGUCUGGCGUAUCUGACUUUUGGGCAUGGGCCUAGAGGAUGUAUAGGAAGAGGAUUUGCGAUUGGGGAGAAUAAAGUUAUUCUGGCGGCUUUAAUUGGAAGUUUUGAUUUCAAGCCCGUACCUGGGACAAACCCGGAUGCUAUCAACAUCCUUUGGGGAAUUACAGUAAGAAUCAUUGGAGGGUACGAUGUGCAGACUACCGUGGUUGAAGGCUGGUAG
This is a messenger RNA of Cadophora gregata, 1644 nucleotides long. RefSeq lists its product as uncharacterized. The record is from RefSeq and is a predicted model, not a curated record. The coding region runs from base 1 to 1644 and encodes 547 amino acids. The transcript is spliced from 5 exons. NCBI's taxonomy places the organism in Eukaryota, Fungi, Ascomycota, Leotiomycetes, Helotiales, Ploettnerulaceae. Gene Ontology annotation, molecular function: heme binding; oxidoreductase activity, acting on paired donors, with incorporation or reduction of molecular oxygen; iron ion binding.